Gadus chalcogrammus (walleye pollock) is the source of this 1190-nucleotide messenger RNA. RefSeq names its product histone H3.v1-like. Bases 338 to 1162 code for a protein of 274 amino acids. The transcript is spliced from 2 exons. Lineage: Eukaryota; Metazoa; Chordata; Actinopteri; Gadiformes; Gadidae. The record is from RefSeq and is a predicted model, not a curated record.
GAGAGAGAGAGAGCCUCGCUGGAGCGUAGCGUUGGCUUGUCAUGUGGCAGUUACAGCAUGCCUGUCUGCCUCUCAGUGCCGUGUGUCCGGUGCGUCGCUCUCUGAUCCAAAGCAUCUCAGCAACUCUUACACCCGUCCGGCCUUCACUCUGGAGGGAAAGGCUCGGGAGGCGACGGCCAGCAGGGAGGACGGGGGCGCCGGUGGGGCCUCCUCCCUGUCUGGAGACACCGGCCCCGAUUGGCUAAGCCGUGGCCCCGCCACCCUGCCCCUGAGCCAGGGGGACGUCCCUCCGGGGCCCUGGCAGAGCGAGAGCCUCCUGGCCGAGUCCUGGUCCACCAUGGGCGACCCCGACCCCGAGGACGCCAAGAGCCUGGACAGCAGUGAGGGAGGGGUGCUGCUCCCCGGAGAGGAGAACAACUCCUCCCCCUCCGACAUGGUCCACCUGGAGCGGGAGGACGAGGAGCAGGAGGCUGUUGAGACCGAGGAGGAGGAGGAGGAGGAGGAGGAGGCCGAGGAGGUAGAGACGGCCGGAGGCGAGGAAGAGGACGACAUGCAGAGCAGCGUUCUGAGUAUGUUGGGCGGGGAGCAGGAGCUGGAGGAGCUCCGGCGGGAGCAGGAGGAGGAGGAGGAGGAGGAGGAGCAGCAGCAGCCCCGCCACCUGAGCUCCCAGCUCCUGGUGGUGGCGGCCGAGGACGCGCUGCGUGCCGGCGGCCGCCGCCACCUCUCCGGGCGGGAGGCCUCCACGGCCACGGCCCCAAUGCCCAUCUUCAAACUCCAGCCGCCCUCCAGCACGUCUACGCCCGUGCCCUCCAUCACCUCCUCCUCCUCCUCCUGCCGCCCCUCGGAGGUGGUGGAGGAGCAGCGGUACUCCCGGCAGGAGCUCCUCCCCCCCCCGGUCCUGGUGCCCGUGGUCGCCGGCCAGCCCGCCGCCACCGCCGACCAACCGCGGUUCUCCCAGAUUCCGCUGGGCUCCGUGGGAGAUGAGAAGGUUCCGGGCCACAGAACCCCACCGAACCCCACGACGGAGGCUCCCGCCCCCGCCGCCGCGGCCGCGGAACCGGCCGGAUCGACCGACCUGCCGAUGAUGCUGUGCGGGGGGGCGGUUCUGGUGGCGGUGGUGGGCGUGGUGGCGUACGGUGCCUUGGCCUACGGCAGGAAGUAGGACGUCUGUCUGCUGGAACGCUGGUGGA